UAGCAUUCACAACAUCAACCAAAAACAUCCCAUACUCCAACAUACCAAUAAUUCCAUCCUCAACACAUCUAUAUUAUUCUUCUCAUAUAUCGCGUAAUUACUAGACUGUGUAAUUAACAGACUACGACGAAAAUGUCAAUACCUAGAAUGGAAGAAAUGGCAACACCACAAUUGAGUAAACCACCAACACCACUAUUGCCUAAGACAAAGGGCAUAGUGUCAAUUCUUGGAUUAGAUACUCAAAGAGGCAAAUCAAAUGUAACCUCUAUUAGAAGAACAUUUUCAGCUGAUAUGUCAUCUAAACAAUGGCUUACACAAAAUGGUUUUUUCUCUCCAAUUAAAAAGGUUGCUUCAUCUAAAGAUCUUGCUCUUUCAACCUCCUCUGAGGAAGAAGAAGAAGAGAAGGAGGAGGAGGAGCUCGAAAGACGAAAAACAUCAUUUGAUGUUUGGAGUUCAAUUUUGUCACAAAAGAAAAAUGAUGAUCCUCAAACUCCAUAUAUUCACCCUCUUGUUAAAAGAUCAACAAGUUCUUUAAGUGAAAAAAGUCUUGAAACUUGUACUGAAAAUCUUGGAUCGGAGAAUGGUUCUGAUGGUUUUUCCUCCUACACUCCUUCUGAGUAUGGAAAUAUAGACGAGGAAAAACACGAUCAUCAUCAUCACUAUCACCACCACCACCACCAAUACUGCUCGCCAUUCAUUGAGGAAUUGCGAGCAGUAAAGUAUAAGAAUAGCAAGAGAUCAUCAUCAUCUUUUCCUCCACCAAUUACUUCCUUGGCUAGAGGGGAUAACAAGCCUUCUAUUCAAAUGCAAUCUCGACGUCAAGAUGGUAGAUUGAUUCUUGAAGUUGUUUCUAUUCCUCCUCGAUAUCAUUUCUAUGCCCAUCGCCAUGAUGGUCGUCUUCUUCUCACCUUAGUUGAUAAUAGUACUUCCACUUCAUCAUUAGAACAAGAGAUAGAGGAUAAUGAUGAAGAAUUUGAUCAUAUUUUCGACGAUAUUGAUGAUCAUACACCUCGAUUGAUUAUGGAACAAAAGCCAAAAUUUUCAAGUGGGGUGAUAAAUAUGAAGACAUCAACCCUAAUGAUGAAGUUGUUAGAUUCUCCAGUCGAAAUAACAGAAAAGACAAAAUUUACCAAAUUUUCCUCAGAGCUAAAAGAUCAUUUUAGGCUAGGAAACAAGAAUCUUAUAACAUGGUCCCACAAGUUCAGUAACAACUUGACAUGUACUGUCGAUUCAACUGAACUGACUAAGGAGCUAAGUCAGAUAACCUCAGUUCCUCCAUCACUCCCAACUCAACUAGCACCCGCGACCGCGCUCAAUGCCUAUGAGUAUUUUUGGAGGAAGAAUCCCACAAUUGCAAGAGAAUCCAACAACUAUACAACUAAGCAAGUUGUUGUUGCAUCCUAUAGUACUACUCCAAAUGCCAAGGGUACAACAAAAGUAGCACCAAAUGAGCAACAAGACUUGGUGUUAAUGAGAGGGAAUAUAGCAAAUUGUAACUAUUUGGUACCUUUGCAAAGAGGAUGCAAAGAGCCAAAGAUGUCUUUACUAAUUUGGGAGCCUUAUUGCAUUGUCACCUCAUGAUGAUCAUCAUCAAAAAGAUCAAAUUGACAUUUUUCUUGAAGUGGCUAAUCAUACUUAACUCUGUAAAAAAAAAGUUGUUAUAUACUCCAUCCCAUCCUAAUAACAGAUAGUAUUAAAUAAA
Molecule: messenger RNA, 1702 nt
Organism: Solanum pennellii
Lineage: Eukaryota; Viridiplantae; Streptophyta; Magnoliopsida; Solanales; Solanaceae
Product: protein FAF-like, chloroplastic
Exons: 1
Coding region: 133-1581 (482 amino acids)
Source: RefSeq, a predicted model, not a curated record